AUGGAUAAGAGCUUAGUCACCGGUUCUGUGUUUAUUGACCUGGCAAAGGCUUUCGACACAGUUGACCAUGACAUUUUGCUUAGAAAAUUAGAGUAUUAUGGUAUAUGUAACGAAAGCCUUCCAUGGUUUAAGAACUACUUCACGGGAAGAAAGCAGUUCGUUCACAUUGAUUCUCAAUCAUCUGAAGAGCUUGCCAUAACUUCUGGAGUGCCGCAAGGGUCCAUCCUUGGACCCCUGUUAUUCAUUGUCUACAUUAAUGAUUUACCACGUUGUGUCAAACACUGUUCUGUGAAUAUGUACGCUGACGACAUAGUUUUAUAUAUUGCUAGCCAAACAGUAGAAAAUUUACCUUUUACAUUAACCAAGAUCUUCAGUGUCUAUCUGAAUGGCGUGAUGUUUGACAAUAAUAUGACUUGGAAGGCUCACGUUGACUAUGUGUUUAAAAAGGUGGCGUCAAGAGUUAGUAUUCUGGGCCGUAUUAGAAGUUUCGUCACAAAGGAGGCAGCAGCACUUGUUCAUAAUGCUUUAAUUCUUCCCUUAUUUGAUUAUUGUGACAUAUUCACAACUAUUCCACAAGGCAAA
Molecule: messenger RNA, 582 nt
Organism: Stylophora pistillata
Lineage: Eukaryota; Metazoa; Cnidaria; Anthozoa; Scleractinia; Pocilloporidae
Source: RefSeq, a predicted model, not a curated record